GCUGCUGCCGGCGGCGGAUACACGGACACAGCCCGCUUGCAGCACUGCCUGCUCAAGGUUGAGGUGGUCGGUGCGUGGGUGAGGGAGGACUCGGCAUGGGGAAGAAGCUGGACCUGACCGCUCUGACCGAGGAUGAAGCCGAACAUGUGCUACAGGUGGUCCAGCGGGACUUUCAUCUCCGCAAGAAGGAGCAGGAGCGGCUCAGUGAGCUGAAGCAGAAGCUGAACGAGGAGGGCAACAAGAGGACCAUCCUGUCCAAGCAGCAGAAGUUCAACGAGAACUGCUGCAUCCGCUGCUGUGGGGUCUUCACCUUCCUCCUCAAUGCCAAGCACCCCUGCAGCGACUGCAAGUUCAACGUCUGCAGGGACUGCGGCACCUACAGCAAGAAGGACAAGGCGUGGGUCUGCACUGUGUGCCACCAGACCAGGUUGCUGAGGGCUCAGUCGCUGGAGUGGUACUACAAUAACGUGAAGGGUCGCUUCAAACACUUUGGCAGUGCCAAGGUGGUACAUACUCUGUACAAGCGCCGCCUCGCUGGCACAGGGAGCCCAGCCAGCACCCUAGGAGGGAGCGUUCUUGGCAGCAGCGUGGACUAUGAGGAGAGGGUUGGUGGAUGCAUGGCCUACAGACAGACUGACGGGCACACCCUGAGCGAGACUCUGGCCGUAGCACUGCGGGUGGCUGAGGAGGCGAUCGAGGAAGCCAUCACCAAGGCGGACUCCUUCAGCGACAGCCUGGAGAAACAGAGUGAGAGUCAGUAUCUACAGGAGCACAAGGAGGACCUGAUUGAGGAGCUGGCCACCACCAUCAUGCAGAAGGUGAUAAAGAGGAAGAAGUCAGGCGGGGGCCUGACGGACUCGGAGUCGGAACCGGCACGUUGCCAACGCAGGUCCUCUGCCAGGGAGCUCCUCCAUCCCUCUCCCGACUGCCAGGCUGAGUCCUCCACCCUGUGGAGGUCUCAGUCAGAGUUGUGCCUGACUCAGGAGGAGUUGGAGAGCAGGGAGGGAGCGGAGGAGGGCAGCCUGUGGCGCUCGGAGUCUGCGUGGAGCCAGGCCGUGGCUCAGCCAUCCCAACACCUGGACAUCCGGCCUUACUCACUGCCCGAGUGGCAGAGCAUGGAGUUGCUGGACAAUGCAGGUCCAUCCACAGCACUGCACAGCCCCGACGGCAACUGGAUGGCGGUGUCUUGCCGCCGGCCGACUCCGGCCCGGCUCCUCACCAAACCCAAGGGCCGGGACUUUGCCGGGCUGGAGCGAGAGGCGGGCGUGCGGUCGGCGUACGAGGAGAUGGGCGGGGACGAGGCUGACUGGGGCUCGGUGAUGGGACCACGGCCAGAGGGGUUGCCGGACCCGACCCCGAGCCAGCUGGCCGGACCGACGCCGGAGCCCAGCACGACCUGUCCCCUCGCCUCCCCCCACCUCCGCCGGCACCACGCCGUCGUGCCCGAGACCUCCUCCGGGGGCUUGGUCCGCAUCUCCGUGACGGGACCAGAGGACCGGGGGCUGGUGGUUGGCGAUGGGGACUACGACCUCAACUUCAACACCCGCGAGCCGUCACCGGCGGACAGCAGCGACGACCAGGAGCUCCCCGACAGAGCCGAGAGGAGGCAACGGCGUCGCAAACGUAGCAAGAGCUCUUCGCCUGAGCAAACGCACAAGGGCAACGGGGCAUCAACAAGACAGACGGCCACACCGAAAAACACAUGCCAGGAGCUGAGCAGGUGCAUGUUGGUGAUGGAACGCAGCCUGGCCAGGCUGGAGCGGAGGAUCAGCCUGGGGUCCUGGAGCCAAGAGGAGUCGCCAGCCCCCAGGGACAAGGACAAGAUGGCCGAGGAUGAACCGGGAGAGGAUGUGGAGAGGAAAGUCUCGCUGACAAAGACUGAGGUGGACCAAGUGGAGAAGGUGCUGAAGUCACGGAUGGUUCAACUGAUCACCAAGCUGAGCGACAAAGAGUCAUCGUCUGGGGACGACCUGGACCUGGAGUCGACGGAAGCAGCUCAGGAAACUUCCUCUUGCGAUGAAGACCGAAAGCACAUUCAGGACGAACUUGUCAGAAAGUACUCGGCCAUCUCUCUAUGCAGCAUCACGACGGAGGCACUGAAGGUGCUGGGGGCCACGGAGGAGCUGAUCGAGGGGGCGUCGCAGGAAGGCCACUCACCCACGGACCCUACCGGUGGUAAAGGCCCGACAGAGAAGGAGGCCCAGAGACUCCAGGCCCACCUCUCCAAGCUGGAGGAGAACGUGUACAUAACGGCGGGCACGGUGUACGGACUGGAGGGGCAGCUGAACGAUCUGGAGGAGUGUGCGCGGAGCAUUCACAGCCUGUCCACCGAGACCAAGCUGUCGGAUCUGGAGGACCAGGUGGCCACCGCUGCGGCACAGGUUCACCAGGCUGAGCUGCAGGUGUCGGACAUUGAGCGCAGGAUUUCGGCGCUGAACGUGGCGGGGCUGAACGUGGUUGCCUGUGAGAGACUACUGAAGAAACGCAGCCUGCCCGAUGUGAAGGCCGAGACCAUUGAUACCUCAAGGCAACAGAGGAGGAAGCUGCCUGCCCCGCCAAGCCAAGGUACCAGCCCAAGCUCACUGCCAGGUAUAGCCACAGUGACAGCAUCUGCACUUGCUGCCUGCAUCACCCGCCAACCGCCCUUCAGUAUAGUUUAG
Messenger RNA from Amblyraja radiata (thorny skate), 2660 nucleotides. Its product is annotated as rab effector MyRIP-like. Lineage: Eukaryota; Metazoa; Chordata; Chondrichthyes; Rajiformes; Rajidae. The record is from RefSeq and is a predicted model, not a curated record. The transcript has 17 exons. Gene Ontology annotation, molecular function: actin binding; small GTPase binding; myosin binding. Gene Ontology annotation, cellular component: cortical actin cytoskeleton. Gene Ontology annotation, biological process: intracellular protein transport. Bases 96 to 2660 code for a protein of 854 amino acids.